This is a messenger RNA of Cucurbita pepo subsp. pepo (vegetable marrow), 1242 nucleotides long. RefSeq lists its product as uncharacterized. The record is from RefSeq and is a predicted model, not a curated record. Gene Ontology annotation, biological process: P450-containing electron transport chain. Lineage: Eukaryota; Viridiplantae; Streptophyta; Magnoliopsida; Cucurbitales; Cucurbitaceae. Gene Ontology annotation, cellular component: mitochondrion. Gene Ontology annotation, molecular function: electron transfer activity; 2 iron, 2 sulfur cluster binding.
UAAACCCUGCGUCCAUCCACUCUCCCUCAGCUGCAACCUCACGCCGUCACGCCAACUACCGAUUGUUUUUUUCUUCUCUCUUUCUUCGUUGUUCUUCGAUUCAACCAUGGCUUAAUUUGUGGAAUCAGCUCGAUCUUAGUUUCGAUCCUACCAAAAUCCGACGUAUUUUGAACGGAAAAUUCUGAAUCUCUACCUCGCAGAGGGAAGCGCACCUCCGUCUCCUUCCCGAAACUGAGGUCUUCUCCCUAAAGCACUCCUCUCAAUCGAUUGAAAGCCAUUAUCAGUCUCUGAUAGUUUGCAGACACCAAAUAAAACCCAAGUUUGUUUUGUCGGCUUCUCGUAUUCUGUGGUGUUGUAAUAGCAGGAAUUAUCAUGUCGCUUUUUAAACUUUCAAGGAAUGGAGUUCGGAUGAUGAAAGAGCUCUUCGUAGGGCAGUCUUUACUGGUGGCUAAAGCAAGUUGCAUUCGGGGGCCCUUUUUCAAAUACUGGCGACCUCUGCCACAAGCACAAGUUCAGGUGCUUCAAGGUUUGAAAUGGCAGGGGCAGCGUCUGUAUUCAACCUCAGGUCCUCAGAAUAGCUGUAUUGAAGAGAGUGAGCCAGAAACGAUAUCUGUCACAUUUGUCCUUAAAGAUGGAGAGGAACAGCAAAUUAGUGUUCCCAUUGGAAUGUCUAUGUUAGAAGCUGCUCAUCUAAAUGAUAUAGAACUUGAAGGAGCAUGUGAAGGUUCAUUAGCUUGUUCAACUUGUCAUCUUAUUGUGAUGGAUAUGGGCUACUACAAUAAGCUAGAAGAACCAGUGGAUGAGGAGAAUGACAUGUUGGAUCUGGCGUUCGGGCUUACAGAAACGUCUCGUCUGGGAUGUCAAGUAAUUGCAAAACCUGAACUUGAUGGAAUUCGUUUAGCCAUUCCUUCAGCUACCAGAAACUUUGCUGUUGAUGGCUAUACUCCAAAACCACACUAAACAUUUUGCCACAAGGAGAAGAGGAUCAAUCAAGGUUUUAACCCAUUAGUUUUGCCUCAUGAGAUAAUUUAUCUCUGCUUUCAUGGUUCAAAGUAUGUUAGAAACUGUUAAAGAAAAUUGGCUAAAUUUAUCUUCUAUUCUUUUUGAAAAUGCAUCUGAUAUGUGAUAAUCAAAUUCCAUAAAGAAAAAAGAGACAUUUACAACUUUUAUCAAGCUUUGAAGUUCACUUUAUGAACGUUCAGUUCAGCUCAGGUCAAUAAUUUACUUGAAAGUUCUUGGUGA